AUGUAUGACUGUACAAUUGUAUUGAGAAAAAGAAAACGCAUAUUACAACAUCCGAAGUGUAGUAGGAAUGUAACAAGGCAUUUAUUUGAUAAUGUAUCAGUCAAAUCAAUUAUCACCAUAUCUGUACUACCAUACACUCAAAAUUCACCAAUUAAAAAAUUGUCUAAAAUUGCCACAUUAUUAUUGGCUAGAAAUUAUAUUCUUCUUUUGACAAAAAAUUUAACUGAAUUACAAGAAAAAUUCGACAGCGCUGUAUCACAAAAUCAAUCACUAUGUCAGUAUGAAACAACCAUGUCAAAUAAUGACUCAAUAAAGCAUUUAUCAAUAGUAUCUUCGAUGGACACAUCAGUGUUAUCCGCAACAUCAACCUCGUCAUUGUCAACAGUCCAUUCAUCGUUGAAAUCAGUGAAACCAACGGUUUUGCCUGCUUUUUCUCCAACGCCAUUCAGUUAUCCAACCUCAGUACUCUCAAUGUUACAAUCACUACCAACAUCUGAGAAUGAAUACAAAGAGAAUAAUCAGCCAGUUGGUGUAAAUUCUACAUUUGAGGAAAAAAUCAAUAAUGAUACCAUCAAUACUGUAUCUAAUAAUCCGAAUUCGCUGACAAAUUUAUUCAAUGACCAUCAUCCUUAUAAUCUAACCAAUCACAGUGUUCAUCAUAACAAUACACAUGACCAUUCACUUUUAUUAACUAAUUUCAGUAAUUAUUCAAAUCAUCAGAUAAAUUCAUUAUUAAAACUGAAUAUUAAACCGCCGACAUCAUGUAUUUUGUCAACAUCACAGUAUACUUAA
Schistosoma turkestanicum is the source of this 792-nucleotide messenger RNA. Lineage: Eukaryota; Metazoa; Platyhelminthes; Trematoda; Strigeidida; Schistosomatidae. The record is from the annotation of a GenBank genome assembly.